Molecule: messenger RNA, 1065 nt
Organism: Prorocentrum cordatum
Lineage: Eukaryota; Dinophyceae; Prorocentrales; Prorocentraceae
Source: the annotation of a GenBank genome assembly
AUGACCACCGCGAGGUCCCCAUUUACUGAAGAGACCCUCGAGUACUCUGUCGACGAAUUUCCGUUUCUCCAGCAGAUUUAUCGCACAUUAUUUGGCGAUUCUCUAGCCAAGACUUCGUCACUGGGCGAGCAACUCAAGUCCUUGAGCUCUUCAAACGGCCACUUCGCAGUCGGCCGCGGAAAGAAUCGAUCGAUCGACGAGAGCAUUUAUCAUCGUUUCCUGCGAGAUUUCAUCCGCCCGCAUCUCGGUGACGAUCUGCUCCUCUUCGAGCGCUACGCGAAUCUGCGCACGCACGUCCGGGGCAGUCGGGCUCUUACAGGCCCUCACAAAGAUGCCGACUACAAGCACUCGCCAUACGAGAUAAACUUUUGGCGGAUGACUCCCGUGUUCGGCAACGCGUCCCUGUGGGCCGAGUCCUCCCCCGGGCUGGGAGACUACCACCCUUUCGUGGGAAGCUACGGCACAGCCGUUCGAUUCUACGGGAACCAGUGUAUGCACUUCACGAAAGACAACGAUACCGAUCACACGCGCUUUUCUUUCGACUUUCGUGUGAUACGUCUCCGUGACUUCGAGAGGUGUGGGAUCGGUGUGCCUGGCCGCGAGAGCGACUCUCCCUGGGUGCUCUUCAGGUAUUAUGGCAUCAUGGGCCCCGACGGCGCAUUGAGUGAAAGUGAUUGGGGAGCCACAGCUAUGCGCGCACGGAUGCUAUUAGGCGCAUCUGAGUGGACGCUGGUAAGAGAGGAUUUUUUUGAGGGUGUGGUCAAACGCUUUGAAGCACGGUACGGUUUUGGUUUUAUCGCUUGUGCAGAGAUUGAAGCUGAAUACCAUCAAGAGGUAUUCCUUCACAAGAGCUUGGCUGCCGACUUCGUUGUUGGUGACAGGGUCUCCUUCCAGGUGUAUACGAACAAGGAAGGGAAGUGCCGUGCAGUUGACCUGCAGGCUGGCGGGGCACAGGAGCGUGAAACGGCCGCUGGGCUCGAGCAGGGCGGACGAGAUUGCGUGGGCUCCAGCAUGCGAAGCUGUGAGGUUCCUGCGGCUGAUCAUCAGAGUCGGCAGACGCCGUGA